AUGUCUCUCUAUCAAUCUAGUAUCGGCAAUUCUACAACCCCAUAUCCAUUCUAUAUGGGUCUCAUAUCUCGUUCUAACAAAACUUCGCCGAUCCUCAGUUUUCUUGAAAAAAAGAUAGAAAUCGAAAAAUCUAAGAUUUCUAAAGAACCAUUAAAUGAAUGGUUUCCACCUAAAUCUCAAUUUGCUUCUCACAAAUUGGAAGCGAAAAUAGAAACCAGUAGCAUGAAUCUAAAAGCUUCUGUUAAUGACUAUGACAAAUCACAUAUUCCUUAUGAUAGAUAUUUGGGUCUUGAAGAAAAGAAACCUAAAAGAUAUUUAAAACAAAAGACUGCUGAAAAGCUUUCCUAUGAAUUUCGCAUUGGAUUGGGCGAGCUUUUACCUCCAAAAAUAAAUAGGUCGAACGAACUCCAUGCUCAAAUUUUUGAUUCUAAAUCGCUUAACACUAAAAAGAAAAACUCAAAAUUUGUGAAGCAAAUUGAGAAAAAUAAUAAAUUAAAUUCACGUCAAAGCAUCGUAAACAAGAAAGUUGAAUCACCGAAGAAGAAGAUUUUACUAAAGACAUCCCGUGAAUUACCAAAAUUAAAAAUUUCAAUGCCUCAAAUAAAAGGCAAAAAUCAAUAUAAAAAUCAUAGCUCAUCGAAGAAGUCGUCAUCAAGGAUUGAUCUCAGGAAAGAUGAAAAUAAUGUUUUAUUGCAAAAUUCUAAAUCGAGUAUUCCGAGAUUUCAUAAAAAGUAA
Molecule: messenger RNA, 735 nt
Organism: Ambispora leptoticha
Lineage: Eukaryota; Fungi; Glomeromycota; Glomeromycetes; Archaeosporales; Ambisporaceae
Source: the annotation of a GenBank genome assembly